This is a messenger RNA of Ogataea angusta, 1350 nucleotides long. RefSeq lists its product as uncharacterized. Gene Ontology annotation, cellular component: mitochondrion. The transcript has a single exon. Gene Ontology annotation, molecular function: pyruvate dehydrogenase (acetyl-transferring) kinase activity. The coding region runs from base 1 to 1350 and encodes 449 amino acids. The record is from RefSeq and is a predicted model, not a curated record. Lineage: Eukaryota; Fungi; Ascomycota; Pichiomycetes; Pichiales; Pichiaceae. Gene Ontology annotation, biological process: protein phosphorylation; regulation of glucose metabolic process.
AUGUCUUUUGCUUUGCGAUGUCUCCGGCGCUCACCAAUAUGGAGAAGACCGCUGCUCGUGCGAUAUCAGACACAGUACCCAACAAACGUGCCACCGAAUAAGAUCUUGCAAGAUCAGCAUGUGUUGCGCACGGGACUGGAGAGGUUUAUUAAAAAGCAAGCAGCACGACCAGUGCCAACUGUGGCCCUUAACGACCUUCUCAAGUUCAACUCUGCAGCUUCGCACAGAGACAAAUCGUUGAUGCUGGUGGAGAACGCCAACGAGACGCUGAACGAUAUGGUGGUCCUGGUGACUCGGCGACUCAUACAGUUCAUGGGACUGCCCUACAUUGUGGUUUUGAACGCCAAAAUCGCAGACAUCUACACUGCAUACUUGAAUACGCUGAAGGUGAUUUUGGAAUUUGUGGCCGAGUGCGACCCAGAUAGUGAGCUAACCGAAGAGUUCACUUUCAAGAUCCACAAUUUGGAACAGAACGAUUUGUUUCUCCAAAUGCUGAAAAAAACUAUCGACAUGCACACCGACAAUCUGCCGACCUUGAGCGAGGGAUUUGAGGAAAUAUCUGGACUGAACCUUGUUGACGACAAAACGUUUCUGAAUGACCAUCUGAAGGAGCGGAUUUUGAUGCGUUUGCUGGCCAACCAUCACAUCCAGCUCACAGAGCAACUGAAUUACAAAGGAGAAGAGCUUGAAAGGCUAGACCAGAUCGGUAUGAUCGAGCCGAACAUGAACGUUCUUGAGGUUCUGCACCGCUCGUUUGUGUUUGUCAACGAUAUGGCUGCGCUGAAAUACGACGAAAAAAUCCGGAUCAACCUGAAAACGGUGACAAUUAACGGUGAUGAGUCCGCCACAGAGCAGGUAGUGGAGAACUUUGAGUCGCCAGACGGUUUGGAGCCGCUCAAAUUCCCAUAUAUCUCCAGUCACAUCGAGUAUGUUCUGAACGAAAUACUCAAGAAUUCCACACGGGCUCACAUAGAGAACAGGGUGAAGAAGCCGGUCGAUGUCCUUAUCGUCGUGAACAAGCCCAAUGUCGAGAAGCCAGGCCCCCAGUUCUACAAGCUAGAAAUGCGGAUCGUUGACCAUGGUCUAGGAAUAAAGCCCGAGGUCUUGGACAAAUUAUUUGACUAUUCGUUCACCACUUUCGAGUCCGAGACUGUAGAGGACUCGUACAAGACACUCAACAACACGGGUGCAAACCAGGCCAACAUCAUAGCCGGCAUGGGCUACGGUCUGCCGCUGAGUCUCACUUAUAACAAACUGUUCAACGGCGAUAUCCAGCUCAAGUCCGUUUACGGCCAGGGAACAACUGUUUACCUCAAAUGGGUCGGGGUCGAUGCUAAACAAAUACCUUGA